Messenger RNA from Radiomyces spectabilis, 558 nucleotides. RefSeq names its product tRNA intron endonuclease. NCBI's taxonomy places the organism in Eukaryota, Fungi, Mucoromycota, Mucoromycetes, Mucorales, Radiomycetaceae. Gene Ontology annotation, molecular function: tRNA-intron lyase activity; nucleic acid binding. Gene Ontology annotation, biological process: tRNA splicing, via endonucleolytic cleavage and ligation; tRNA-type intron splice site recognition and cleavage. The record is from RefSeq and is a predicted model, not a curated record. Bases 1 to 558 code for a protein of 185 amino acids. The transcript is spliced from 3 exons.
AUGGAUGACCAGUCAUUGAUAUCCAUCAAGCUGUAUGGCUCCAAACCACUUGUGUUUGAUGCAAAAGUUGUAGAACAACUGCGCUGUGAUUACCGAAUCAUUGGCUCGCUGACUGGCACAUUGCCACGAUUUCCUUUGCAAAAUAAAUUCUUGGGAUUGCCCUUAGUUUUGAUGCCAGAAGAAGUCACCUUGCUCCUCUCCAAAAAAAUCGCCUAUAUAGAGACUAGUACCGAUAUCCCGACAUGGAUUUAUCCUCUCACUGAUAUGGACAGGCUUCGAUACCAAGUGUACAAGUACCUGUGGUCCCAAUCCUUUUAUAUCACAGGGGGAGCCAAGUUUGGCGGCGAUUAUUUGGCGUAUCCAGGCGAUCCAAUGCGGUUUCACAGUCAAUACAUCAUUGGCGUUUAUCAACCCAAGGCGUCCUUGACCUCACUCGAUAUCAUCACCCUGGGAAGAUUAGCUACCAAUGUAAAAAAAACAUACGUUCUGGCCACCUCCGAUGAGCAGGAAGGUGAAGCGGAUGUACAACUCUUUUCGUUACAAUGGGCCGGUUUCUAG